Coturnix japonica (Japanese quail) is the source of this 1185-nucleotide messenger RNA. It is a transcript of the gene PROK2, whose product is annotated as prokineticin 2. NCBI's taxonomy places the organism in Eukaryota, Metazoa, Chordata, Aves, Galliformes, Phasianidae. Gene Ontology annotation, biological process: endothelial cell proliferation. The record is from RefSeq and is a predicted model, not a curated record.
GGGACGGCUCCACCGCGCCGCGCCCGCGGGGAGCGCAGGGGGCCGGGGGCCGGCAGCAUGCGGAGCCUGCGCGGAGCUGAGCUGCUGUUGCUGCUGGCGUUGCUGCCCGCGGGGCGCGGAGCCGUCAUCACCGGGGCCUGCGACAGAGACCAGCAGUGCGGAGGAGGGAUGUGCUGUGCUGUCAGCCUAUGGAUCCGCAGCCUUCGGAUGUGCACACCGAUGGGCAAUAUAGGAGAGGAGUGCCAUCCUCUGAGCCACCGGGUGCCCUUCCCAGGGCGGCGGAUGCACCAUACCUGCCCCUGCCUCCCCAGCCUGUCCUGCACACGGGCAUCACCCAGCAAGUUCAGGUGUUUGCCAGACUUCAGGAAAGAAGACGUCUUCUUUUAGCAGGAGCUGCUUGGCGUGAGGAGGAGCCGCCUGUGUUCUGUUUGUUGUUGUGAUGAGCAAGGUACUCGCUGGGGACCCCUCUCCCAUCCUUCCCUGCCUCACCAACAUCACAGUGAAGAUGCCAUACUGUGCUGUAGUGGCCAAAGUUUUCUGAAGGACUUUCAUUUUGGGGUGGGUGAAGUGGGAUUUGCUGCUCAGUGCCAAUUUCAGAGAGCGGGAGCUCUGUUGCUGGACAGUCCUGUUUGUCUGUGUGGCUCCAGCUUAACCCCAGAAUGAAACCAGCCACCAUUGUUAUCACUUUUGGAAAACUUUGGCUGUGUUUUUACACUUUGGAAUGCUUGAAUUGAACUGAGAUUUGAAUCAUCGUAUGGAGUGAAGCAUAUCACAGUUACCAAAAACCCACCUUUCCAUUUCACUCCUUGGUUAAUAUAACUGUAUCUGUAAGUUAGGCACACCUCCAUGUUAAACGUUUAACCAAUAGAUGUAGAUAGUACACUUUUAAAAAGUGGCAGACGGAACCAAAGCACUUCAAUACUCAAAGCAUUACAAGACUCUGCUAUUUUAAUACUCUGAGAUGAGAAAACAUUGCUGUUACUGGAGUUGGUGUAAAACUACCUGAUCAUCCCAAACCAUGUAUUAAGAUGUAGUUUAUAUUAAAAAAAAGGAACCCUGACAUUUAUUGUAAUGGGCUGCCUGACUUCUUGUAUAUGUACUGAAUUUGCUGUGUAAAAAUUCUGUAUCAGAAUAAUGGCAGUAUAUUAUUUGAUUUAUUUUAAUAUUAUAACAUUAUUUUGUCAU